AAGUAUGACAUUCAUAAGGAAAUGUAAAGACGUCUGUAUAUAAAAGGAGUCUAAAAAUAGCAUACAGAUCUGAUUUGGUCUGUCAUUAUUAAUGAUUUGAUUCGCUCUCUUCUACAAAACAGGUUUACGUCGUAUCGUAUGAAAUGAAAACUACAAGUCCCAGAAGAGGACCGAACCACGAAUAUCUAGUGGGAAAGGUGAUAGUAACAUUUAAGUGGGUUUAUAAAUAAAUAAACAUAUAAAGAGUGAACAGUUUAUGGAUUCGAGUUUCCAAGAAGAGGGAGACUAUGAUAUUAUUAUUUCGGGCGACAGCGGAUUUUCCUGAUUGAACCAAAAGACGUGGUUUUCUCUGGACGGCGUCUUAAGUGCUGGCAGACAAUGGCUAAGCCUGGUAUGAGAUGGCUGCAGCCGCAGCAGAACCAGAAGACAGCUGAACUUGCAAUUCCUCGGAAUCUGAGUUAUAUCUCGGGGAAGUACAAUAACGUGCAACUGGCAGAAGGAUUUGGAGGAAGUAGUGGGGGGCAUCAGCCAACUGCCAUUCAGGUCCGACCACCUCCUCGGCAGGAGCACUCAACUGUGAAACCACCCCAGCAAGGACCUCAAUGUGAGACUCAGCUUCGGACGAUUAUGAGGCGUAGGGCAAAAUCUCUGCCCACCUCUCCAGAGAGAGGCAGGAGCCUUUCUAAGGCAGGCAGACGACAGAAAGUUCGGUUUGCAGAUUGUCUUGGCUUGGAAUUAGAAGAAGUAAAGAUCUUCAAAACAGGGGAAGACCCUUCUGUUCCUUUUCAUGUGCUUUCAAGGCUCAUGCUUAGCUCUGAGCUAGCCUCAGGAAGAUAUUUGGAGAUCCCACUUCCUUACCUACAGACAGAUUUCUCCCAACAGCCAGGUGACCAGAAUGAUUUUAGGGAGAGACUAAUGCGACAGAGGGUUUGUCUGGAGAGAGUCCUCUGCUCAGAACUGGGAAUUUCAGGUUCUGUGCGUGUCAUUAAUCUCUCUUUUGAGAAAGAGGUCAUUGUUCGAUACUCCUUUACUUCUUGGACUAGCAGUUCAGAUGUCAAAGGCUGGUGGGAUUCCAGUGGUCCUGUAGAUGGAGGUCCUGUGGGAGUAGAAAUUGACCAGUUUUGCUUUUGGAUACCUGUCCCUUCUUUUGUGUUGCAGCCUGGAAUGUCCUUGGAGUUUGCAAUAUGCUACCGAGUCAUGGGAUGUGAGUUCUGGGACAAUAAUGAUGGCAAAAACUACAGUUUGACCUGCCACAGCUAUAAAAUCACAGUGCCAAAAGAUUGUGAGGGCAGUCUUGUACACUUCAUGUAAUAAAUAAAAAAUAUCUUUUUGUCCUCCAAUAACAUCCAAUGAGAAUAUUUAAUAUGAAUUUUGUUCAUACAUACUGCUGCCUUGAUCUCGUCUGCACAGUUUUAAUGGGUAUAAGGUCUUUUCUGCUGGAUAAAAUUUGUGAGCUAUAUAUGGCAGUCCUUCCAUGGAAAAUAAAUAUUUUCUGUGUGAAAUUUAUUUCAUUUGUUUACCACAAAAUAAGUCAGAAAAACAGAAAAUGAGUGUGUGUAUGUAGUAGAUACACAUUUGGCAGCAGUUUCAGCUCUGAAUCUGUGUGCACAGGUCUUUUUCUCUCUAUCGGCAUUUCACAUCUGGGCACUGUAGUUUUUUCCACCAUUCUCCUUUGCAAAAAUAAUCAAACUUUAUCAGAUUGCACGUAAACAGCCUUUUUGAAGUCCAGUUAUGAAUUCUCAAAUUAAUUGAGAUUUGAAGCCAUUCCUGGGUAGCUUUGGCUAUAUGCUUGGGGAUACUGUCUUGCGGGAAAACAAAUCUUCAGUCAAGGUGCAGGUUUCUUGCUGACUGCAUCAGGUUUUCUUGUAUUUUUCUACAUUAAUUUUGCACUCUACUGUCACUAGCUUUAAAGGCUUAGCAGUGUCGAUGGUGUGUUUCUGACAAUGUUCUUUGUUUGGCUUACACUAAAUUUGGUGUUUGGUCUGAAUGCCAUAAAGCUCACGUUUGGCUUCAUCAGACUAUAGAACCUUCCUGUAGCAGACGUCAGAGUCUCCAAUUCACUGUCUGGCAAACUCUAGCUGAGAUGUAAUGUUCUUUUUUUAACAGUGUUUUCUCUUCAUGGCAGGAUGGCAAGAGAGAGAGCAUACCUUUGCACGUCACCCUCUUUAUUGUCUCUCAACAGCUCCUGACACGUACACCCCUGAACACGUCCUGAGGCCAAUCACAAAUGAAACCGCUCAUACACAACCUCUUUACCAGUUUGUGGAUGUAAUAUUUACUAAUGAAAUAGUACAUGUAGGCUCAACAUUACAAAUAAAGAUAUGUAAAAUAUUGAUCUACUUAUAUGGUAAAUAUAAUUUAUUACAAAUAAAGAUAUGUAAAAUAUUUAUUAACUUAUGCACUAAAUAUCGUUUAUUGUGCACUCCUAUACAAUCCACAUAAUCAUAAAUGCUUUAGUACCUUGGAACACAAUACAGUGAGCUAACCCCAGUGACAAUGGAAAUUGCAUAACACGUUUUUUUUAUACAAUUCUUAUUUUGUUCAUUGGUACCUCUAAUACUUAACCUUUUGAUAUGUCGACUGUGAGCUGAAGCCAAAGAUGGUCUACACUUUAGUUGGAAUUAAAAUAAAUGAAAUACUCUAACAUUUUUUUUUUCUAAUAUUAGGCAUCCAAUAUUUUUUUUUAAUAAAGAAAACCGAGUAUAUUUAAAGAAUCUAUUAUAUAAUAAAACACUAAGGUCUGUAUGCCCAGUCCCUUAGAGCAAUCUGAUUGGUCAGUUUGAUUUUGGUGAAGCAAAGAGGAAUAUUGUGAGUGUAAUACGUACAAGUAGGAGUAAAGGCGCAUGCUGAGAGAUUCGUCUUCAAAGACAAAGUAUAAAACUUGUCAAGAGACAAGAAAGGUACCUUGAAUAUAAUGACAAAGUCUAAGAAGCAAAAGAGAGGGAAGUGCACACGCAAAUACAGAGGAAAAGCUCUGAAGGCACAUGUAGGACAAGAGAUAGCAAAUAUAUAUUUUUAAUUAUUCUGUUACUUGUCUUCAAACUGGUACUGUGGCCAGUCUUACAUAAUUUUUAAGACAUUUUUUGCUGCAUACUGUAUAAUGGGAUGUUCACUUUAAAUGUAAAAGCUGAAAAGUGCAUAACUUCAACUACUGUAUAAUUCUCUAUGCUUUAUGUAGUAAAUUAUAGCCUGCUUGCAGCUGCAAUCCAUUCAUUCUAUUGCUAUUAUUAUUAUUAUAUUUUAUCAGUUAUUUUAAUUGUCUGUUGUAUUUUACUUUCUAUGAUUACCUUCUCUUUUCAUUUAGUCGGUCAGAAGGAACACUUAUUUAUAGGCUAGUUUAGAUCUGAAAGUUGAAUAUGACUGAAGUUUUAAUGAAUUCUGACCAUUUUUCAGUACGUGUAAUAAUUUUUGACCUAGGCAAUAUAGCUUCACUUUCUUCUUGAAAUUUAUACCAAUAUUGUUCUGAUAUUUAGCUGCUUUGCACAAUUGAUGCUUGUUGUGACCUAGAGGCUAAGCUGAAUAUCAAGUCCAUAAAUGAGGUGCUAUAACAAUGUAGGUUGCUGACAGCUCAAGGUAUUGUCACAGACUGCCCAAUUCAUGAACUUCAUAAGGACUAUUAAACACUUUUGAAUUCUUCUUUAUUCCUAAUCAACAUAUUGAAAAUGUGAUCCUAAUAACAGCUGACAUGAAAUAAUAGAAAUUUCUAGUUGCAGGUGUAUGCUAAGUACUUGACCAGAAAGGUGGAACUGGAAAUUCCAUCUGUGAUGUGUCGUGUUUCUACUGUCAGUGCUUUAUCGUAUAUCACAAAAGAAAGAGUGAAAGAGAUAGAGAUGAAGAAGGAAAAUGACUGCAAGGAAAAGGUUUUUUGUCUGAUGUUGUGUAUUGGCAGAGUGGUACCAGGCAUGUCAUAUUCACUUUAGAGCGUUGGUAAGAGCACUUCACAGAUUUCAAGUUUGCUUGCCACUUCCAUGUACUGAACAUGCAGAUUAUGUCAAAUUAAAGAAAGUAAAUACAAUAAAGAAAUACCAAGUUAAAACAAACUCCAGAAAAGGGUACGCAAGUUACUAGCUGCUCAUUCUAGUUUUGUCUCCCAAUCACCUCACAAUUUUUUGUGGAGCACACAUGGGUCUGACUUUGUUUCUUUAAUGUUCCACCACCAAAUGUAUUAUACAUUUUUGUCCAUUUGAGUGUGGUGGGUUUACUCCUGUGACAUCACUGUCCUAUGUUGGGAUUCUAGACAUGACAAUGUGGACCUUUUGAAUGAUACUGAAGCACUUUGAAGCUUCUUUAGAUUUUAUUUGAAUGUGUUUUUUGAUGUAAGUUCUUAGCAUCUACCUACAGGCCUUUAGUUCUGAGCUGUGAGUGGAGGUAGAGGAAUCAAUACGAUAUAUAAAAGCUGAGGGGUUGGUUCCUAUGAUAUAGGUGAACUUCAGGUAUCUCCAAGAGAGCCUUCUAGGUACAGUGUCAUAGGUAGAGCUCAUUAAACAUGUGCCUUCCCUUUGUGGCCUCACACUUUCUUUUUGUAAAACUUGGAGAUGCUUAUCCUUUGCACAUAAAAUAAAGCAUUUUCAAUGUCCACUAGGUAGUACCAUGACACCUUGCACACCUCCAGUAUCAGUAGUUAGCUUUAAUCCAGUGCAGUGCCUGAUAUGUAGUUAAAUGUAGCUAAGAACGUGAGUAGCUAAUAUAAUGUUAAUUUAUGCCAAAUUAGGAACAGAAUAAUAUACUCCUAUCUGUUGCUCUUUCCAGGAGAAAUACGCUGUUGUUGUAGGGGCCAGGUCAAAACCAGGGAAGGUAGCAGAUGGUCUGACUCUGGUGUUUAGGGCUUUGUACACAUCAGGCCUCUGGCCUUCUGAACGUUCAACCUGUCACUUCUAUGACAGCAAUCAAGAUCUUUGUACGGUGACACAAGUUUAAAGCUAUCUUUCUAGGUCUGAUAGAAUGAGAACUUCGUUUUUGGAAGGAUGACUGCAUCUUUGAGGGCAGUUUGAAGAGCAGUCUAGCCACAUGUGACUCAUUCUGCAGUUUCUGCUCAUUGUUGAUGCCUAGGAUCUGCAAGCACCUACCUAGAGCUUGGAUUGGAUUGUGAGAGAUUCCUAUUUUGUUUCACCUAGCUGUAUAUCAGGUGAAUCCAUCAUAGCAACAGUUGUGUGCAGUAUCAAAAGGGUUGAGUUAGGAGUCAGCCAUCAAUCAUACAUCUUCUAAUUUAAAAUGAUCUACCAGCACCUGAUAAAUUUCAAUAAUUCUUUUGUGGCAUCUGGCAAGAGAUUUCCCAAGACCAGGAGUGCAAAUUGACUUCUGAUGAAUUAAGUUAUUUAUUGUAUAUUAAGACCCCCUGUAAGUCAAUUCUUACUUAGUAUUAUCACUUUACUGCCCAGUCUGCAGAGGCUGUAUCAUUUGAAAUUUUGAAUUUUCUGCUUCAGCAGUACAGUAUAUGCAAAAAUGUGCUGUGACACCACCAUUAUGAAGGAUGCUGCUUCUGCAGGCAUGUAAAAGGAAAUAUCAAGAAGUUUGUAUGGAGUUGGUGAUAGGGUUGUUACUGCAAUGUAUUUAAGGGGUUCUGUAUGCUUGAAAUGAAG
Messenger RNA from Erpetoichthys calabaricus (reedfish), 5579 nucleotides. RefSeq names its product protein phosphatase 1 regulatory subunit 3D-like. The transcript has 3 exons. Gene Ontology annotation, molecular function: protein phosphatase 1 binding; glycogen binding. Lineage: Eukaryota; Metazoa; Chordata; Cladistia; Polypteriformes; Polypteridae. Gene Ontology annotation, cellular component: protein phosphatase type 1 complex. Gene Ontology annotation, biological process: regulation of glycogen biosynthetic process. The coding region runs from base 379 to 1311 and encodes 310 amino acids. The record is from RefSeq and is a predicted model, not a curated record.